GGCUCCGUGUCAGCUGACGCGACAGCCACUUAUAUACGUCGCUGGUGUAUUUGGGCCGCAGCUUCUUCAGCUUGUCCCUGGCGUCACAGGCCCAUGUCCGUCAUCCCAGACACACAAUUCACCUGAAGACAGCGCAACCUCUCAUCCGUCUGCUGAGCACCUAAAGCAAGAAAACAUGGAGUGUGUUUGGAAGCCAGACGAGCAAGGACUUCAACAAAUCGUACAGCUGCUGAAAGAGUCACAGUCUCCAGACACGUCCACGCAGAGAUCCGUCCAGCAACGACUGGAGCAGCUCAACCAGUUUCCAGACUUCAACAACUAUUUGAUCUUUGUUUUGACGAAACUAAAAUCAGAGGAUGAGCCAACCCGUUCGCUCAGUGGUCUGAUUCUGAAGAACAACGUGCGAGCUCACUUCCAGACUUUCCCCAGCGAGGUGGCAGAGUUCAUCAAGAAUGAAUGUCUCCAGAAUAUCGGAGACACGUCUCCACUGAUCCGGGCCACAGUGGGGAUCCUCAUCACCACGAUUGCCUCGAAGGGAGAGCUACAGAACUGGCCAGAGCUUCUGCCCAAACUUUGUCAGCUGCUGGACUCUGAAGACUACAACACGUGUGAGGGGGCAUUUGGUGCUCUACAGAAGAUCUGUGAAGACUCUGCCGAGAUACUGGACAGCGACAUGUUGGAUCGCCCAUUGAACAUCAUGAUCCCCAAGUUUUUACAGUUCUUCAAACACAGCAGCCCAAAGAUCAGGUCUCAUGCCAUUGCCUGUGUCAAUCAGUUCAUCAUCAGCAGAACUCAAGCUCUGAUGCUGCACAUCGACCCAUUUAUUGAGAACUUGUUUGCACUGGCUACAGAUGAAGAGCCAGAGGUGAGGAAGAACGUGUGUCGAGCUCUAGUCAUGCUACUGGAGGUCCGUCUAGAUCGGCUCCUCCCACACAUGCACAACAUCAUCGAGUACAUGCUGCUGAGGACGCAAGACCAGGACGAGAACGUGGCUCUGGAGGCCUGCGAGUUCUGGCUGACUCUGGCUGAGCAGCCAGUGUGCAAGGAGGUUCUGUGCGGUCACCUCUCCCAACUCACCCCGGUCCUGGUGAAUGGCAUGAAAUACUCGGAGAUCGACAUCAUCCUGCUCAAGGGUGACAUCGAGGAAGACGAAGCCAUUCCUGACAACGAGCAAGAUAUCAGGCCACGCUUCCACCGCUCUCGCACCGUCGCCCAGCAACACGAGGGUGACGGCAUUGAGGACGAGGAAGACGAUGAUGAUGAGCUGGAUGAUGACGACACCAUCUCCGACUGGAACCUGCGGAAGUGUUCAGCUGCCGCGUUGGACGUGUUGGCAAACGUGUUCAGAGACGACCUACUGCUGCACAUCCUCCCUCUGCUCAAAGAGCUGCUGUUCCACCCCGAGUGGGUCGUCAAGGAGUCCGGCAUCCUGGUUUUGGGGGCCAUCGCUGAAGGCUGCAUGCAGGGAAUGAUCCCAUACUUGCCGGAGCUCAUCCCUCAUCUGGUCCAGUGUCUGUCGGACAAGAAAGCCCUGGUGAGGUCAAUCACCUGCUGGACCCUGAGCCGCUACGCCCACUGGGUGGUGAGUCAGCCUCCAGACAUUUACCUGAAGCCACUGAUGACUGAGCUGCUGAAGCGCAUUCUGGACAGCAACAAGCGAGUGCAGGAGGCGGCGUGUAGUGCCUUUGCCACGUUGGAGGAGGAGGCGUGCACCGAGCUGGUCCCAUACUUAGCCUUCAUCCUGGACACUCUGGUGUUUGCCUUCAACAAGUACCAGCACAAGAACCUGCUGAUUCUGUACGACGCCAUCGGAACACUGGCAGACUCAGUGGGACACCAUCUUAAUAAACCAGAGUACAUCCAGAUGUUGAUGCCUCCUCUGAUCCAGAAGUGGAACCAGCUGAAAGAUGAAGACAAAGAUCUCUUCCCUUUAUUAGAAUGCCUGUCAUCAGUGGCCACUGCCUUGCAGAGUGGCUUCCUGCCCUACUGCGAGCCCGUCUACCAGCGCUGUGUCAACCUGGUGCAGAAGACACUGGCACAGUCCAUGCUGCAUCAGUCUCAGCCAGACCAGUACGAAGCCCCGGACAAAGACUUCAUGAUUGUGGCUCUAGACCUUCUGAGUGGCCUGGCAGAGGGUUUGGGGGGAACCAUCGAGCAGCUGGUCGCUCGCAGCAACAUCCUCACUCUCAUGUUCCAGUGUGUUCAGGACAAGAUGCCAGAGGUGCGCCAGAGCUCAUUUGCUCUGCUGGGAGAUCUGACCAAAGCUUGUUUCCAACAUGUCAAGCCCUGCAUCGCUGAGUUCAUGCCCAUACUGGGGACAAACCUGAACCCAGAGUUGAUAUCUGUGUGCAAUAAUGCAACCUGGGCCAUCGGAGAGAUUUCUAUACAAAUGGGCCUUGAUAUGCAGCCAUAUGUUGCCAUGGUGCUGCACCAGCUUGUGGAGAUCAUUAACAGGCCUAACACUCCAAAGACGCUUCUGGAAAACACAGCAAUAACAAUUGGUCGUCUUGGUUACGUUUGUCCUCAAGAGGUGGCACCCAUGCUACAGCAGUUUAUAAGACCCUGGUGCACCUCUCUUCGAAAUAUAAGAGACAACGAGGAGAAAGACUCGGCAUUCCGAGGAAUUUGCUCCAUGAUCAGUGUGAAUCCUGGAGGUGUCGUUCAGGACUUUAUAUUCUUCUGCGACGCGGUGGCCUCCUGGGUGAACCCCAAAGAUGACUUGCGAGACAUGUUCUGCAAGAUCCUCCAUGGCUUUAAGAACCAGGUGGGAGAAGAGAACUGGAGGCGCUUCUCGGAUCAGUUCCCGCUGCCACUCAAGGAGCGACUGGCCACCUUCUAUGGGGUGUAGCUGUAGCCAAAACAGCGGGCUUCGUCUAAGGUCCGUCAUGACGGGAGACUACAUGGGGAACCUCUUUUACCCAGGGAACAUGUUGCCCUUUACUGGGGGGGAGGAUCUGCCUAAACUAAAGGGGAAGGGUGGGGGUGCCGCCCCAUCCCAAACCUGGUGGACGGGGUGGGAGGGAGGUGGUACCUACAGUGCCGGGUUACCCUGCGCACCGGCCGAUAUACCGGGGUAGAUUCACUGCCAGAUUCACGGGAGGAAAACUAAAAAUCCAAAUCUGAACACAUCUGCUAGCUUUCACCGAUCGUACUGCUGACAAAUUUUCAGAUAAAUUUGGGGGAUCCAGAUGAGUUUGUUUAAAACCUGAUGCUUCAAAUCUCCCACAGGCGAGCAGGUGAUAUUUAUAUCGGGCUGUUAGUGAGUUCUUUUUCUUUUGGGGCGUUGGCAGCAUGUUUGUACCACUGUGGAGCGCUGCAGAGCAUUAGCCAUGUGUGUUUUGACAGUCGCUCUGUGAUGACCUUUUGUAAUUCCUCUUUUACAGUGUUUUGUUUCUGUGGUUUGGAGUACGGCAGUCGGCUGUAACGUAGCAUCGACUGGUUUACACACCAAAAUUAGGAAAACUCUGGGCUGUGAUGUGUCGUCCGAGUCCAUCUCUUUGUCCGGUUUUGUGAAUGUAGCUAAUGUCGGCGCUUGCGUGUUGGGCUGCACCGAAUCAGGUUGUGACCUCUGACCUUCCCCAACCGCUGUUUCUUCGUAGACCCAUUCAAUAUAUGAUUUUGCAUGUAAAGUUUAAAAAAAUCCCAGGUGACUGAAUUAUGUCUUUAUGUUUAAUAUGUUAUGUUUAUGGCUUUUUUUAGACGAAUUUUAGCUGCUUGUGUUUCCUCUCGCUUUUUGAAAACGAUACUUCCGUUCAAACGUCGUGAUUUCAGUCCACUCAGCGGCUGAACUUUUAAUUGUGAUCUAUGAGGACAUUUUCAGUUUUAUCAUUUUCUUUUGGGUCCCCUAAAGUUGGAGUGUUAGCAUGUAUCUUCUUUCAAUAGCAAACUCCCAGCAUGGUUGCUACAUUUCAGUUCAGCAUUCAUGAGGCGGAAGAUGGGUUGAAAAACCUGUAGAGCGAGUGACUGCUGAUGGGUAGCGUCACUAGCCAUGACAGUUAAGUGUCAUGAAGAGACUCAGAAGUCUGAAGAGUAAAAAGUUGGUCAAAAAAAGUAGACUGUUGAAACUCAAAAGUCACAGCUGCAGAAGAAAGCCCUGACUUUACUGAGACAAAUGAGCUGAAUAAAUAAAACAUUAUGAACAUGCCCUAGAAGGUUCACCAAAUCAUGCAAAAAAUCUGCGCCACCGAUUCUUCAAACAACAAUGACUUCUGUUGUGCAAGCUUGGGUCACAUCCUGAUGUUGGUGCAGCCCUGCUCGCAGCCUUUGGUACUUUGCGUCGUGAAGGAAAAAAAAAAAGGCUCCCCCCACUCCGCGAGCCGCUCGUCUUCGUCUUUUGCACAACUAAUGACACGAAUCCUGUGACUUCUCUCUUCUGUGACUUUGGCUGUGGGAACCUCCGUGUCCGGUUCCUCCGUGUGCUCAGAGUUCUUGGCUUCUUGUGCAUGAUCUGGAGGAUGACUGUUGUUUAUUUAAAUCUUUGGGUGGUUGUGUUCUGUGGGGUAUUCUCAUCUCUUGCAUGUUGGUGGCCCCUUGCACCCCAAACCGGCGGGAUUCAGGGAGGGAAGCUGUUCAUUUCAAAAUCGUGUUUGUUAAAUCACUGGGUCGCUGGAGUCUUCGCCCUCAAACAUGUAGCUGGAUGCAUCGUCGUGAAGAAACUGUGAACUUCUACUACUUUAUUGUCUUGAUUGUGUUAGAUAUUUCCAAGCCUGAAUGUAUUCCAUGAUGCUUUAGUCGAGGGGAAUGUACUUUCUUAACCGGUUUUCUCUGCUGGCCAGAGUGUUAAAUCAAGUGCUUAGAUGACGCAAUGACACCACAACUAAUCACUAGAAGCGACCGCUUUCAAAUCAGCCUGUCCCCAUGAUUAAUGUAGCUUGUUAUGUGCCAGAUUUAUCUUGGUAAGAAACACUUUCAUGUCAGAAGCUGCUGGAAUAGUUGAGUUGUAUCUAACUUUAUAUUUACUGUUACCUUUUUUAACAGUUUAUUCUUCUUUUGGACAUGUAAAAGAAGUCUGAUCUUUUUGUUAUGACCUUAUUCUAUAAAUACGAUUUAGUCCCUAUAAACUAUAUAAAUGGCUGCAGAAGAGAACAAUUUAUGUCACAAAUUUCCCUCAUUCAAUUUUCAAAUGUAAUAUAGGUGAGUUUAAAAAAAUAUUUAUAUAUAUAAAGAGAGAAAUGCCACUAAGUAAAAUAUUUAACUGACACAGCUUUAUAGUUAAGGUUUAUAAAAUAUUUUGUUUGAAUUUUGAAGUUAAACAUUGAGGGAAAAUGUUUAAUAAGAAUUCAAACUUCAUUUUUUAGGAUAAUUGAAUAAAUAAGCUUAGGAGUUAUGCUUUAUUUAUUUACAAAUGUAUGACAAACGGAUUCUGCCAGUACCACAGAACACCAUUUGUAGAGGGAAAAAAAAUCGACUUCAUAAAAUUACUGAAUUUGUUUUAUUAAUGCCAUUUUAUGGAGAAUAUAAAAAUAACAUGGUAUUUAACAAAAAAAUGUUGACGAUUAACCUCAAUAGAAAUAUAGAAUCAUUUAUCGAUCUGGGCAAAUUAGUCAUCACGUGACAGUCUAAUAGCCACCGAAGCGCAGCAUCUAUGUUUGAGUUACGAUGAGUGCAUUAUUAUUCAGUAGCAUUAAAUUUCAUCCACUUUCCCACGAUCAGAUUAUGAUGCCAGACUGGUGUUACAUUUCAGGUACUUCAUCAGUAUUUCAGUCUGACUGAUAGUUUAGUGGUUACCACUCACGCUUUGUACAUGUAUAUUAACAUUUUAAAGAGGAUCUAAGCUGAGCCAAUAAACGUAAAGUAAAUGCAGAUAUUUGGAGGAGUUGACACCAAUUGAGGAAGUGGAUGUAGCAUAGUUAGCGUCAAGCUAACUAGCAAAAGUCUUGUUUCCUCCCAUAACAUAAAGUGUGGCACAUAGACUUUUUUGAGGGGGAACGGUGGCGUUAGUUUUUUGCAUUGCCAUCAAGUCGAGGAUUCUAUUCUGCUACCACGGCUAUUGCUCUGAAUUAGCCGAACUUGUUGGUCAUAAUUUCUUCUCGUCCUCUGUCUGCGUUUACUACCUCACCGCAUCCAUCAUUUUAGCGCAACAAAUAUCUGGAUACAGCUAUUAGCACAUCAUGGAAUACAGGGGGCGGUGUUCGUACGUGCCACUCUGUUUCGUGUCGCCAAGUGUUUUUUCGUCCCGUCACAUUCCAGCUAUUGUAAUUUCUCCGCGGCGCCCCCUUCUGUCAGCGUGCUGUAUUUGCUGCUACUCAUCGUGUGUCUCUACUUGAAUAUGUGUGAACCUCAGGUUGUCUGUGUUUGUCGCGUCCCGCUUGGUGUGCGUUCUCCGUUGUGCAUCGCUAAACAAACGAGAUUAGCUCAACAAUCGGAAACGACAGUGUUACGAAGCGCUGCUCUCUUAGUGACUUAAAUUUAUCGAGCGGCUGAUAUUUGAGUAUUUUAAAACUUGCACAUACCUUUUAGUGGAAAUUCUGCGAGUGAUUUUAAGUGUAACGUACACAAAUGCCUUCAGAGCAGAUAGUUUUAGUCGUACAAGUCAAUUACAAUGAUCUUUCUAUGAAGAUUUGCUGUUAAAUUUAUAUUUUUUAAAGUAAAGCACCCACCAAUAAUUACGAAUGUCCGCUCGUGCCCUGCGUUUGUUCUACCAACUCGAUUCGACGACUUAUGCCUUCAUCUUUUUUGCGAAUGAAAGCAUCACUUUGAUAGAUUUUUUUUUUUAAAUAAUGAGCUGCUGAAUAAAAAAAAAAAUGAAAAAAAUGAAAAAAAAAAAACUUUUUGGGGGCCACCAAAAAUUUUUGGAACAUGCAAAGAAUCUAUAUUGUACUGUAGUAAAUUUUGUAAUAUUUGUAAGAUGAUCUAGUGGUGUGAGUGCGUACCAUGGCUUGAAUCUGUACAUUGUUCCAAUAAAUUGUUUACAUUAA
This is a messenger RNA of Synchiropus splendidus (mandarinfish), 6917 nucleotides long. It is a transcript of the gene tnpo1, whose product is annotated as transportin 1. Gene Ontology annotation, biological process: protein import into nucleus. NCBI's taxonomy places the organism in Eukaryota, Metazoa, Chordata, Actinopteri, Syngnathiformes, Callionymidae. Gene Ontology annotation, cellular component: cytoplasm; nucleus. The record is from RefSeq and is a predicted model, not a curated record. The transcript has 25 exons. Gene Ontology annotation, molecular function: nuclear import signal receptor activity; small GTPase binding. The coding region runs from base 176 to 2848 and encodes 890 amino acids.